AUGGGUGAAUAUGGCACAGAAGCGUGGUUCGAAUUCACCUUUGAAGAUAUUGUUCCAUGGUGGAGAAUAGGACUACCAAUCAACAUGGCUGCUGCCGUGAUGGUGCUAUGCGGCUUUUUGUAUGUGCUACUACACCGGAAGGUUCAAGUGGAAGAAACUGUCGCUACUAGGCGGAUAGACAUUGUUGAAACCGUAAAAUGGCACUUGGAAGAGGAACUCAAAAAGGAAGCAAAGAAGUUUUUGCAAAGAGAAGAACUGAGGCACAUAAGGAGAAGAGAAAAGGCAACGAUGUCCAUGACACAUUCCGAGUCUGAAAAACGAAAACAGGACAAGGAAAAGUCUCCGAAGAAAGGCUCGAAAAAGGAGUCAAAGGAAACGCCUAAGAAGGGAAAAGAAUCAGCGGCUGCUGUAGAUAAGGAAAGCCAUGAGAAAGUUAGCAAGGAGAAAGAAGCACCACAAAGGAGCCCUACUCCUGAAGAAAAACUAUUGAUGGAGUGGCGAAACUCUCGAGAAAAAGUAAAGGACGUUCAAGAGAAUAAAUCGAAGGAUGACGCACACGAAAUCUAG
Cooperia oncophora is the source of this 567-nucleotide messenger RNA. Lineage: Eukaryota; Metazoa; Nematoda; Chromadorea; Rhabditida; Trichostrongylidae. The record is from the annotation of a GenBank genome assembly.